Molecule: messenger RNA, 1791 nt
Organism: Colletotrichum graminicola M1.001
Lineage: Eukaryota; Fungi; Ascomycota; Sordariomycetes; Glomerellales; Glomerellaceae
Product: FAD binding domain-containing protein
Exons: 4
Coding region: 1-1791 (596 amino acids)
Molecular function (GO): FAD binding; oxidoreductase activity
Source: RefSeq, a predicted model, not a curated record
AUGACUCCCACUUUCAUUGUCAACCUGCUGGCUGUGGCAUGUCUUUCUUCCACCGCCACUCCUUUUACGGCGUCAAAUAUGGUAUCUUAUCGAGAGAAUGGCACGGAGUACGACUGCAAAUGUUCCCCGGCAGACGGUUGCUGGCCGAAGCCAAGCGCCUGGGACAAGCUCAACAAGACCGUUGGAGGGAGCCUCGUCAGGCAUAUCCCGCCGGCAGCCGUCUGCUACAACCAGUUGCGCGGGGUAGAGACAUACGAUGCUGCCAAGUGCGCUGAGGCAACUGCGAAUUGGGCAGACGAAGGGUGGCAGAUUGCCCAGCCGGCAUCGCAGCUCUGGACCUGGGGAAGCAACAACACCUGCGAACUUCCUACAGACCCAACAAGUACCUGCACUCUUGGCAACUAUCCCGAGUUCGUCAUCAUCGCCUGGACGAGAGAUCACGUCAAAGCCGGCGUCGACUUUGCAAAGUCGAACAACCUGCGGCUGGUCAUUCGCAACACGGGCCACGACUUCCAGGGCCGCAGCGCAGGCGCCGGGUCUUUGGCCAUCAACACGCAUAACCUCAAGGACAUCUCCUUUGUUGGCAACUACACGGGCCCAGGGGACUACAACGGGCCAGCGAUCACGAUCGGGGCCGGAGUUCAGGGCUUUGAGAUCUCCGAAGCAGCUCAUGCCCGCGACCCGCCUCAGAAUGUGGUAAUGGGCGAGUGCAAUACUGUUGGAGUUGCAGGAGGUUACAUAGGAGGCGGCGGUCACGGGCCCUUGACCAGUAUCUAUGGCUUCGCUGCAGACCAAGCACUCUCUUUCGAAGUGCUCACUGCAUCCGGCCACUUCACCGUUGCGAACUCCAAUGACAACCCGGAUCUGUUUUAUGCCCUCAAGGGGGGCGGUCCUGGUAACUACGGAGUUGUCUUGUCCGUCACUCUCAAGACAUUCCCAGACAUCACUCCCGGGGCAGCACUCUUUCUGGACGUCAACGCCACCACCGGCGCAAACUUUGAGCAGGUUACAAAGGCCGUCAAUAAACUCCAUGAGAUCGGGAACCAACUGGUCGACAACGGGCUCUACGGAAUCUACGAGCUCUAUCCGCCAGCCCUCGGUGGAGCGUUGCACGUGCAGCCCAUCAUGGGUAUGGGCAAGACCGCCGGAGAACUUACUGCUGUCAUACAGCCGCUUCUGUCAUAUCUCGACGCCGAGAGCAUCCCUUACGACUUUGGCGCCAGAGAAUACCCCGACUACUACACCCUCUACAACGAUGUUUUCGAACCGGAGGCUGCGGGUCAAAACGGCCUUACGGGUGGUUGGGUUUUCACCCACGAGGACAUGGCGAACAACCAAUCCGCCAUCGCCGAAGCGAUCCAGCUGGCUCUGGCUCCAGCGCAAAACCAGUCCGGCAUCAUCGUCAGCCACUUCUUCGAUCCCGGUACCAAGACGAUGGAGGCCCACAGCGCGAUGCACCCGCGAUGGAGGGGAGCAACGAUGCGGACGAUGGCCAUCCUCCCUCAACCUCUGGACGCGACCUGGGAUGUGAAGAUGGCACUCAACGACCUCAUGGUCGACACCAUUACAGAGAAGUUCAAGAAGGCUGGGCCUAACGGACUAGCAUACGUGAAUGAGAACUAUGCCUUCAUGAAGAACUGGCAAGACUCCUUUUGGGGACCGAUCUACCCCGAGCUUGUCGCCGCCAAGAAGAAGUGGGAUCCGGACGGCGUGUUCUUUUCGUGGUCCACGCCGGGCAGCGAGGAGUGGAAUGUUGUUGACUACGCCAACCGACUUUGCAAAGCGAGAUGA